UCAAUAACCUGACUGCAGUCUCAUCAAGGCUGGUGUGAGAGGUCAGAGUAUGUCUGUGAUGAUGAGUUUCUGAAUCAGGCCCUGCAGCUGCUUCACACAAAGUGCUGAUGUUAUCCCUCAUUAUUCUGUUCGGAUAUGACGCAGCACUUUUGGGCUGUGGUUUCCGCCUGUCUGAGAGGAUGCUGAGCUGACAACGGCUGGAGGUACCGCUUUAAAGAGAUGGAUGCAGACCACGCCCUUCCUUUCCUUUCCGAUAGAGGGCGAUGUGGCGACCAAAGCUGGCCAACAACAGCAGUUUUUACCUCACUGCCCUUCCAGCAGCAUCUCACCUUCAACCGGGCCGACGCGCAUCCACCGCCGCAUCCAAAAAAACAACAAGAUAAAACGCAUAAGAGAAAAGGACAGCGUCACAUAACGCGACAAGAGACACCGGGCGGUAGUGCUGUUCGCUGUGUUGAUGAUGUAGGGAAUCGUUUGCGGUUUUACGUCUGAAUUAGUCCGCCUCACUGCGACAAGGAGCAUCCUCCAGCUGCGCAUAAAUAAACGGGAGUCUUUCUCAGCUCUCAAGGAUAAAACGUCGAACCUCUCCAGCCAUCCUCAUCCUACUCUCUACGACGCAGGACGAAGCACCUACAAAUACCUCGUCCUUCACUUUGACGGUGAGAACAGGCCUCGAUUGGCGACGGGUCUCCAGCUUCAGCAGCAUCUCCGCUCUCAGCAUCCUUCCUCCUCCUCCUCAUUGAAUCUGCGCCAUGGCCGAGACCCAAACGGAGUGCAACAUCAAAGUGCUGUGUCGCUUCCGCCCUCUGAACCAGUCGGAGAUUGUGCGCGGGGACCAGUUUAUCCCCAAAUUCCAAGGAGAUGACACCGUUGUCGUCGGGGGGAGGUCCUACUCGUUCGACCGAGUGUUUCCGGUCAACACCACCCAGGAGCAGGUGUACAACACUUGCGCUAAGCAGAUUGUCAAGGAUGUCUUGUAUGGAUACAAUGGUACUAUCUUCGCAUAUGGACAAACCGCCUCCGGGAAAACUCACACCAUGGAGGGCAAGCUGCAUGAUCCCCACCAGAUGGGAAUCAUUCCUCGCAUUGCUGAGGACAUUUUCAACCACAUCUUUGCUAUGGACGAAAACCUGGAAUUCCACAUCAAGGUCUCAUACUUUGAAAUCUACAUGGAUAAAAUCCGUGAUCUUCUGGAUGUGACAAAGACCAACCUUUCUGUCCAUGAGGAUAAGAAUAGGGUGCCAUAUGUCAAGGGAUGCACUGAGCGUUUCGUCUCCAGCCCCGAAGAGGUUAUGGAUGUGAUCGAUGAGGGCAAGGCUGCCCGUCAUGUUGCUGUUACCAACAUGAAUGAGCACAGCUCUCGCAGCCACAGCAUCUUCCUGAUCAACAUCAAGCAGGAGCAUGUGGAGACCGAGCAGAAACUGUGUGGAAAACUGUACCUGGUGGAUCUGGCUGGUAGUGAGAAGGUCAGUAAGACCGGUGCUGCCGGAGCCGUCCUGGAUGAGGCUAAAAACAUCAACAAGUCUCUUUCUGCUCUUGGAAAUGUCAUCUCUGCUUUGGCUGAGGGCACGAAAAGUCACGUUCCAUACCGUGACAGCAAAAUGACCCGUAUUCUGCAGGACUCCCUUGGUGGAAACUGUCGCACCACCAUGUUCAUCUGCUGCUCUCCCUCCAGCUACAACGAUGCCGAGACCAAGUCGACUCUGAUGUUUGGACAACGUGCCAAGACCAUCAGGAACACCGCCUCCAUCAACCUGGAGCUGACUGCAGAGCAGUGGAAGAGAAAGUACGAGAAGGAGAAGGAAAAAAACAAGACAAUGAAGGAAACCAUCCAGAGGCUGGAGGCUGAGCUCAACCGCUGGAGAAAUGGAGAGAAUGUGCCUGAAACCGAGCGGACCACAGAUGUGGUGAACCGUAUAGACCGUAUAGAGUCUAUAGAGGAGCGCCCCAUUCUGGACAAUGACACCUCCUCCAUUGUGGUCCGCAUUUCUGAGGAGGAGAGGCAGAAGUAUGAGGAGGAGAUUCGCAAACUGUACAAGCAGCUGGAUGACAAGGAUGAUGAGAUCAACCUUCAGUGCCAGCUGGUGGAGAAACUGAAGCAGCAGAUGCUGGACCAGGAUGAGCUCCUGGCCUCAUCUAAGGGAGAUGGUGACAAGGUCCAGGCUGAACUCGGCAGGCUGCAGGUGGAGAGCGACUGUGCCAAAGCUGAGGUGAAGGAGGUUCUGCAGGCUCUGGAGGAGCUGGCUAUCAACUACGACCAGAAGAGCCAGGAGGUGGAGGAGAAGGGCCUGCAGAACCAGCUGCUUGCUGACCAACUGUCCCAGAAAAUGGCCAGUCUGAUGGAGCUGGAGGCGGAGCUGUCUCGUAUGCAGGAAGUGAGCGGUCAGCAGAGGAAACGCAUCGCUGACGUCCUCAAUGGUCUGAUGAGGGACCUCAGCGAGUUUAGUACCAUUGUGGGCAACGGGGAGAUCAAGCUGCCAGUGGAGAUAAGUGGUGCGAUUGAGGAGGAGUUCACUGUGGCUCGCCUCUACAUCAGCAAGAUCAAGUCUGAGGUGAAGAGCAUGGUGAAGCGCUGUCGCCAGCUGGAGAACAUGCAGCUGGAGUGCCACCGCAAGAUGGAGGAGACCGGGAGGGAGCUCUCCUCCUGCCAGCUCCUCAUCUCUCAGCAUGAGGCUAAGAUCCGCUCUCUGACGGAGUACAUGCAGAGCGUGGAGCAGAAGAAGAGGCUGCUGGAGGAGAGCCACGACUCCCUAAGCGAAGAGCUGGCCAGGCUGCAAGACCAGGAUAACUCCCUGAUGGAUGAGAAGGAAGGGGAGAAGGGCGAGACUGAGGAUAGUAACAUUAAGUCAACUGCUCGUCAGCAGGGGGAGUCUCACCGUGGCCUCCACCACAAGCAGCUGGCCCGCCUGCGGGAUGAGAUCAACGAGAAGCAGAGGAUCAUCGACGAGCUCACUGAUCGCAACUCCAAGCUGGAGCUGGAGCUGGCUCAGGUGCGUGCUGACUUUGAACGCCUGAAGAGCCAGGACAGCACCAAGAGCGAGCGCCUGGAGGAGCUCUCAUUCCUGCAUGAGCGCCAUGAGCAGACCAAACAGGACUUAAAGGGUCUGGAGGAGACUGUCGCCCGCGAACUCCAGACCCUCCACAACCUGCGCAAGCUGUUCGUUCAAGACCUCACGUCGCGGGUUAAAAAAAGUUCCGAAAUGGAACCUGAUGAUAGCGGGGGGUCUUGCACCCAGAAGCAGAAGAUUUCCUUUCUUGAAAAUAACCUGGACCAACUUACAAAGGUUCACAAACAGCUGGUUCGUGACAAUGCAGAUCUGCGCUGUGAGCUUCCAAAGCUGGAGAAACGUCUUCGGUCUACUGCUGAGAGAGUUAAGGCCCUGGAGACUGCACUGAGGGAUGCAAAGGAGGGUGCUAUGAUGGACCGCAGGCGCUACCAGCAGGAGGUUGACCGCAUCAAGGAUGCCAUGAGGACAAAGAAUGCCAUGAGGCGCCCCCAUGCAGCACAGAUUGCCAAGCCUGUGAGACCAAAGCAGCUGCCCGUCUGCUCUCCCACCAACCCGUUCUACACUUACAUCCGUGCCACUGAACAGGCCAACACCUACAGCAACGCCCUCUUCCAGAACAGCGCAACACAGCCCGCCUCCGCAAGUGUCAACAGCAACCCAAACUCUAUCCAGAGCAACACAGUUUCCACAGCGCUGGGUUACAGAGCAGGCAGAUAUAAUGGAGACACACUGGAGUCCUACCCACUCAAUAUUGACAACGGUAACGCCAUCACGGAAACAAGAGACAUCAAUGACAACAGAAGUGAUGUUCACUGUGGCAGCGAGGUGGAUGAUUCCAACAGGCACUACAUCAUUCAGCAGGAGACCGCUGCAAGUUAAUGCCCUGGAGAUGACCAAACACUGUACCACCCAAGGACUGUCCCCUCCCAUCUGCAUGCAGCCUGUCCCUCUGUCUCCACACUGCAUCUCUGAUGAAGAUGAUGAUGAACAUCUGUAGCCCCUGUAGUCUUUUAACUAGAUGAGACCCUCUCUUCCCCCAUGGUGACUGCAUCACCCUCAGGUUUGAGGUGCCGUCUCUCUCAGUUCAGCCAGUGCAGGGAGGAAACUGUAAAAAAAAUAUUCUGUUUUUAUUUUUCUCUGAAUACAGAACCUUGUAUUUACUCAGUGGUCGCUCAGCCACUCAAUUUGUCUCUAGAUAUGGCUGAUGAUAAUUACUUCCGUAGUGGUUGAACUGGAAAGGGACUGACUUCACCCCUGAUACUUAGUACACACAUGUUGUAAAUAAUAUUAUUGCUGUAUACUCCAGUAGAGGUUACUGACCAUCAACUGUUUGUGUGAAUGCACUGCCUCCACCCUUCCCUGCACACAUCUUCUUACGGACAUCAUAUGGAUGACAUACUGUAGGCAGACAUGACCUUUUUCUCUGCCGUAAAUAAGAGUAUAAGUGUGUAACGCCAGCUUGUAACAGAAGACCCAGACUCUGCAUGCAUGUUGCCUAGCGGGUUAGCUUUCAAAUCUUUGCAUGUGUCCUGAUUCCGGUCAGGAGCUGGUAUGCUGUGCGUGAACAGUCUGAUCGACUUUGACAGAUGUCAGAGACACAGACAGAGAGAAGGAAAGAGAAAGCUGGUUUCCCUUUAAUCCUGAUCCUGGUUCAGUUUUUUAGAUUACAUAUUGAAAUCAAAACUGAGCUGAUGUGUUAAUCCGGCUUAAACACUCCCAACACAAUAGGUAGUUUUAAUUUAAUAUUGGAGGAAAUUAGAUGUAACAUGCAUGAGGGAAAUCUGGCCUAGAAUUGCAGUGUGUAUAGAGGAAACCUUUUGUAAUUGCUUUGAUACUGUGAUGCUGAAGCUGUACGAUGCCACCGUACAUUGUUCAGAUAAUGUUGCCCUCAUCUAUUUGAAGUGGCUCCCUUCCUGCAUUGCACCUACAACUUGUAACAACAACAUAACAAGCUUUUACAAGAGUUGCUUUCUCAUAAUCAAACUAACACUGUCAUGUCCAUACAUUUGUAUUUACUACCUCUAGAGCUGCUCAUUACACAUCUAUUACAGUAUACUGAAAUAUCAUCCUUUCAAACAGCCAAUAAGAGCUGUUGUAGAGUCUCUAGACUUAGUCUUAACCUUAGAACAAUAAUAGCUGUAAGUAGUUAGAGAAGUAGUUAUGCUCUCCUAACAUACAUAUAUACAAACACAGAUCCCUUUUUUCAUCUUAUAACAGGAUCAGAGCAGGCAACACAGUGGAAGGUCGAUUAUCAAAACAGAAGUAUAUAGCAGAAAUAUUCAACAGUUUUUCUCUUUUGGUGCUUGAUACAUUUCUAUUUAGCACCUUAAGGGUGGAGGAGUUAUACGUGCAUCUUUCGUCUCCUUGUACAGACGUCUUAUUUUAGUAUGAAAACUUGGUUUUUAAUACAGACAUGAAAUAACAUCACAAACCUUUUUAGUGACCGUAUGGAGGUUAUUCAGUGUUUCAGUGCUUUAUAACAGAGCCAAUAAUGUCCAGUGGUGAUGGAGUGUCUGCCCCAGACCAGCAUCCACCAGUCUGGUGUGGACACACUGUUUGACAGAACAUUGUUAUGUAAAGCGUGUUGUCAGGUCGUGUUGUUAUUCUUCUGUUUGAAAUCCUGAUCAGCCAAUCAGGACAGAAGAGAGCACGAGCCUUACAUGAAUGAUGAAGACUGAUGUGUUUGGACGUUGCUGAGUCACUGGAUAAAAGGACAGAUUGGACCAGCAGAAUGCAUAACAACAAAAUCAAUUUAGAUCUCAGCCAAUAUCUACUAUCAGACAUUUUGAUCAUGAAUUAAGUGUUUAAUCAUAUUAUUCGUCUUACUUAAAUAAUUAAUCAUUUAAUUCCACACCGAAUAUUUCCUCUUGUAAAGUUUCAGUAAAUUCCGUCCCAUGGCUGGACUUUUAUAUAAUUAUUUGCAGAAACGUGCCCAAAUGAUUACUCAUCUAACUCUUAACAGCUUCUUCAUGAUGGCACUACUCCGUCUCCUGCUCUUACUGGCAUUAACAACAUCUCAGGGCUUCACAUUCACAAUCACAGCCACCAUGGGCCACCGUCACUGUCUUCCAUGGAUUUAGAAACCAUGUGAAGGCUGAUGAACAAUCAUGUUAAUGUGUGUUUUUUGAGGCUUAGCAGAACUGUGUGAUGAAUCGAAUUAUGCAGAAAUAACAUCAUAUUAUACAUAGUACAUAACCUGUCAUUUCAAGCACAUGACACCAAAAAGAGAAGAGAAAAACGCUCAGCUGCACCUGGUCAAACCCUACUGAAUGUGUCCAAGCAGACCCUCAAAUUGUCAUCUUGUAUUUAUUAUAGUCAAAUUUUAAAAAGGGGGGAAUGUGUACUAUAUUGUCACCUGCUAUUCCACUGUCUGAUUUCACAUAUCUAAAUACAUGUGCUAUAUAUUGUUAAUCUUGUAAGUAAAAUAGUGUGCCAUGACAUAGUAAAAUGCAAAGAGAGGCACAUGCUAACUUUGUUUAGAGAAAUGUUUGUUUUAUUUACUGGUAUUUCUGUAUGCCUAUACUGUAGCGUCAACCUGAUUAUGUGAAGAUUCACCGUGCAGAAUUUCUGUAUAUAUAGACUCAUCAAUAUGCUGUAUUGUAUGUGUACCAUUGUGUUGUAUUUAACAGUUCAAUAAACUUGUAGAAAGGA
Messenger RNA from Notolabrus celidotus (New Zealand spotty), 6659 nucleotides. RefSeq names its product kinesin family member 5A, a (gene kif5aa). Gene Ontology annotation, molecular function: ATP binding; microtubule binding; microtubule motor activity. Lineage: Eukaryota; Metazoa; Chordata; Actinopteri; Labriformes; Labridae. The coding region runs from base 753 to 3887 and encodes 1044 amino acids. Gene Ontology annotation, biological process: microtubule-based movement. The record is from RefSeq and is a predicted model, not a curated record. The transcript is spliced from 29 exons.